AUGGCAAUGGACGAUGCUCCAACUGGAUCAAUCGCUAACGCGCUGCCAGCGUUCGACCAACCCUCGCAGUCCACUCACUCCCCAAAAUUCCCCCUUCCCCACGCCCACUCGCACGCCUACUCGGCCCCAUCAUCUGGAAGACGGCAUUCUCUUCCUCUACACUUCCUGCCGCCCAGUCUGUGGAGCGCGAACACUUCGUCCGCGAGCCUAGUAGUUGAAUCAGAGGAAGCCGCCCGCGGCGAACACAUCCUCGACGAGGCUACCGUUGCCCACCGAAUAUCAGCACUUCGUCAGCUUAACGGUGCAACAGGAUCCGGCCAUCGAUAUGCAAAGUCAACAGGAGCAAGAAACAGUACCUUCAGUCAGCCCGUGAUUGUGCGAACAUAUUCUGGAGCGGCGGCCAGACCCCGCUCUCGACAACGAGACUUAGUUACGGUGAAGAAAGAAAAUGGGAUGUCGGCCACGGCUCCAGCCAAGAUGGAUUUGAAGCUUCCACCUGUUGAGGCUUUUAGCUUCAAGGGGAUUAUGGAGGAGAUUAAACAUGGCGUCGCGGAAGAUUUAGAGAGGAUUGCUGAGAUCUGUGCAAGGAGCAAGUAUAGCCUGAGCAAUCAGUACGAAGUACAUAUGCCGCCUCAUGGGCGCGGAGAAUCAUUUACACCUGCUUCGGGGGUUGCUACUGGUGCAUCAACACCCUCUGGAAAUGCGGCAGGUCCCACACUCCAGGCAAUCGGUUCAGACGACGAGCAUGGGCGGCCUAUGGGGAGAGGUUCGAGAGGAGGAAGACGGACAAAGUCCGUGGCAUACGGUACGCUUGAAACUAUUAUGUCUUCGUCUAGAUCAUCGGACGAAGACAAGUCGAAGAAGAAACCUGCUGCCGUGAUAGCAGAGGAGGUUCGUGGGAGAGCUGCGAAGAAAGAGCAACCAGUACAACCCAUGACGGAGCCAGCGCCGGCGCUGGAACUGACCCCUGAGGCUGGACCAUCACAUGCUCGAGCGUCAAGACAUACUCGCUCCAAAUCAGCAACAUUUGCGUCGUUCAUUAUCGACAACGCUCAAGGUCCGAAGGACUAUGCAGCUUCUCAAUUGGUUUCACCGACCUCUCUGAUAAGUGAGCCUGCACGUCCGCAAACCUCUACGGAGGCAGACCUUGGAAAUAUCCCAGUUUUCGGCGACCCAUUCCAUCCCGUUUCACCAACACUUCAUAAUUUGAUCUCUCUAAAGCCAGCCAUGAUUCAGAAUGAGUCCAAGGUGUCCACUUCAAACCAAGCAUCCAACAUGAAGCCAUCAAUUCUGGGAAACCUUAGUUCUUGGUUGCCAUGGAGCAAAACUCAAAAUCAGAGCUUUCAAGGAAAGCCUCGAAGUACUUCGCAUGCGGAGGGGAGUUUGCGGGAGUUACUGAAAACUACAGAUGGCGAUAAAAAGGGAAAAAGUGCUGAUCGCGGAGGAUGA
This is a messenger RNA of Venustampulla echinocandica, 1449 nucleotides long. RefSeq lists its product as uncharacterized. The record is from RefSeq and is a predicted model, not a curated record. The coding region runs from base 1 to 1449 and encodes 482 amino acids. NCBI's taxonomy places the organism in Eukaryota, Fungi, Ascomycota, Leotiomycetes, Helotiales, Pleuroascaceae. The transcript has a single exon.